UUUUGGCAGACGCCAUCGUGGAAAGAAGCGUUGAUGCCGGUUAGUCACUGGUGUUUAUUUUCUUAAUUUUUCCCUUCAUUUUUGCCAUAAACACGGAAAACAGUAUUAUCGCAACUCCUUUUACAUAAUUUCACCAAAAACUCCAAGUAGUAAACCAUGAGUUACUACAAGCCGAGUUAUAGUCAAACAGCGGCCAUGACACGUGGUCGUGGUUAUUCUCCACGUGGCUACCGUGGGGGUUCGGGAAGAGGAGGUUCAUGGGGUGGAGGACGAGGAGGCUAUCAUAGCCGAGGGGGCGGUGGCAGGAACUUUGAUUCGUCAUUUUCAGACUCUUUUGACUCCAGGUCCAAGUAUGGGGGCUCCAAUGAGCGGUAUUCCGGACAUUCCAGCUCCAGGGGACAUGGCGGUCACGACGAUUUUCGCAAGCCAUAUCGGAUGGAUUCAAGUUACUCUGGACGUGAUAGUGGUCAUCGCUCUCCUGAUCGCAAGAGACCUAGAAACGAGGCCCCUAGUUCACGUCACGAUAGUUCUUAUGGUGGUUAUGGAUCAAGCACGGGUCGUUAUGAUUCAAGUUAUUCAGAACGAAGAAGUUUUUCGAGUGACCGACAUCCUGCAUCGUUUUCACGAAGAGAUGACUUUCGUAGACCGUCUGGUCCUCCAAGAGGAGGAUACAGAGGACGUAUCAGUUCUAGAGGCUCACGGGGCCUGAAGCUUAGAGAUCGUCCAACACGAAGACGCCUCAUUGACAGUUCAUAUGCCGUGCGUAAACGAAUUAUACCUUCACGUACAUCAGACUACGCCAGGAGACUUAAAAUUUCCAAAAUGAGGAGCGCAAUAGCCGCUCGUAAGAAACGAGCAAGUGACAAAGAAGAUUCCGACGAGGAAAAAGAAGAAAAAGACGAAGAUGAGAAAAACGAGGAAGAAGAUGAAGAAGACAAGCAAGAUAACAAUGAAGGUGCAGAAGAGGAAAAGAAACCUACUAUUAAAGAAGAACUUUCCGAUAAGGAAGACAAGGGUGAACCGGGGGAUGAACCCACGAUGCGCAAAACUUUUAUCAAAUUAAAUUGUCCUCAUUGUGGGAUUAAGGCUGUCACUUUCAGAAAGUACGAUUUGCACUUGCAGAGUCGAACUCAUAUGAUGGCGAUGAGGAAAGUUGCAAUUAAGCAAAAAUCGAUUCUUGCUCAGAUGAGACAAGCACAGAGGAAUGCUCAGAAUGAGUUGGAGAAAACGAGCGAUGAUUUAGCACCGAGGACUAAUUUCUGCCCGUUGUGCAAACUUAAUUAUAAGCAACGUAAGGCUGUUCAUCAAAAUUCCGAUGCGCAUAAAAAUAUGAAAAAGUUUUUGAUGCCAUACUGUAAAUUGUGUAGUAUCACAUUUAAGAGUCCUAUGAUGUAUGAGAGUCAUUGCUGUUCGAUUGAACAUUUGAAGAGAAAACAACGCGUCGAAAAUGGAGAAAACAGUGAUGAAUUUGAUGAUGAGGCCAACCUUGAAAACUUUACAACAAUUGAUUCAGUUGGUAAUGAUGGUGACGUGUCUGAAGAUGAUGAGAAAAAAGACAUAAAUAAGGAACCUGUGAAUGUGGGAAUCGAACAGAUUCGAAAAGUAGAGGCUUAUUAUUGUGAUCUUUGUAAAAUGUACGUGGGUCGCGGUAGCGACGAAAUGAUUACCCCAAUUUUGGCAAGACAUUGCAAGCAACGAACACACAUGCAAAGGUACAUCCGUUACAAAGAAGAUAAAGAUCUGGAAAAACGUGCGGAGAAGUUACAACGAAAGGAAACAGCAGAGAAGGAAGGUAAAGAGAAACAAGUUAAGGAAAAUACUGACGAAUCUACGCCGGUAAAAAAAGAUGAACCAGAGACUGAAAAAGAUGAUGAAGCGGCUAAUAAAGCUCUAGACGAUGAAGAAGCCAGAGACGAUAAACUUUGGGCAGAUGUCGACAAAGAUCUAGACGAUAUUCUGGCUAAAGAAGGAACGAAAAGUUCAGAUGAAGACGAGGACGUAAACGGAGAACGUUACGAUAGUUGCAGAUUUAAAUACAGUGAAAAGAACGGCGAUGAAAAAGUUGACAAGGAAGGUGAAGGAGGUGAAGCCGUCGCUGUCGAAGUGAAAGUUAAUGAAGUCGCAGCUGAAAAGUAAUUUCCAGUUUUUAUAGUGAUGUAACGUUUGAUCGUAUUAUGAAGUGACUGUUUAAUUUUUAUGUGGGAAUUUCUUUGUUUGACAAAUGUAACUAUCAUAAAGUUUUGUUUAAAGUUUAAUUUUAAUUAUUUUGCAUAACAUGUAUCUAAAAACUAUCGUUAGGGAUAUUUACACACUUUCAUAGUUUUAGAAAUGAAUCAAUUUCAAGACUUGACUAUCAAGAUGUGAAGCGUAGUGAUAUUCUACAUACCAUUAAAUAAAAAGAAAAAAAAUU
Messenger RNA from Tribolium madens (black flour beetle), 2410 nucleotides. RefSeq names its product gelsolin-related protein of 125 kDa (gene Ciz1). The transcript is spliced from 8 exons. The record is from RefSeq and is a predicted model, not a curated record. Bases 157 to 2136 code for a protein of 659 amino acids. NCBI's taxonomy places the organism in Eukaryota, Metazoa, Arthropoda, Insecta, Coleoptera, Tenebrionidae. Gene Ontology annotation, molecular function: nucleic acid binding; zinc ion binding.